This is a messenger RNA of Xylona heveae TC161, 2406 nucleotides long. RefSeq lists its product as hypothetical. The transcript has 2 exons. Bases 188 to 2209 code for a protein of 673 amino acids. NCBI's taxonomy places the organism in Eukaryota, Fungi, Ascomycota, Xylonomycetes, Xylonales, Xylonaceae. The record is from RefSeq and is a predicted model, not a curated record.
CUCGAAAAGCGUCCCCUCUUGACACAAUUCACGGAUCCGUGUACACACAGUUCAAUUACGAACCCGGUCUCUGUUUCCCACUGAGUGUUUCGAAGCUCUCAAAGUGGAAGGGAAAGGGUAAGGGUCCUGCAUUGGCGCGGCAGAUAUAUCUUAAAUCAGUCAACAAAGUCCGUGUAUCUCAGCGAAUAUGGAAAUUGAUUCCCAGGAUCGGGGUGUGGCAGACACGCAAUUGGAUGAUCGUGAUAGAACACUCCGCGCUUUGGAGGGACACUCUCAGAUUCCAGAAACUCCGACACAAAAAGAGUCUUCUCAUUCAACCAAGGAAGAUCUCUUUUUAAAUCUCGCCAUCGGGGACUCGGCACGCCGGGAAGCAGAGGACGCGUUGCCGAGUGAGCGUAGAAAAUCACGCCUCCGCCUCGCAAGUCAUCGCGUGUCCCUUCCUUCUAGCGCAUACGCUUCAUCAAAUCCUCAUCGAUCAAGCCCGGCUCUUCAAGGAUACGAUUCUCCAAGCACACGAAGUUUGCACCGUCACAAUCGCGGGAACACAUAUAGUUUCUCUUCGGAUAUCAACUGCGAAUCUCCGCUAUCUGCAGCAUCAAGUCAGUCUCCGGCGCAAUCCUUCACGGAAGGAUCCCGGAUAUCUCGUCAUGGCCUCUCAUCGCGAACGUCUUUAAAUUUCUCACGGACAACACCUGAAGCUGGGCCCUCACCGGAGAACUCUUCUUAUCAACGGCGGAAAAUCUCUCUUUCAGAAUCUUCACAGGCCAAUGUGCCUCCCUCGAAAAGAUACCGUCAUUCAACCUUUUCCAAUGGAAUGCCAGGCUAUUAUACAUCCUCUCCCCUAGCGCAGAACUCGUUCGACUCUGAGCUGGAAGGUUCCGCAACUAGCGAAAAAGACGAUGAUACAGAAUCUACGGUGUCAACAGCAGCGCCGUCGACGGUUUGGGACGAGUUAGAUGACUUAAAGUCCCGGAUUCGCAAGCUCGAACUAACUGGUUCUCUGCCUUCUCCGUCCUCCACAUCAGCGGUGGAUACCGCGCAUGGCGAAAGCCCACAUACAGCUGCCCCCUUCUCUAGCUCGACUCGAAGGACUCGUGCUGGAACUGUUGCCAGUGCAGCUCCGUCUAGCGGUGAUUAUUCAGGAUCCAGUGCACAUCCCUUGCUUCAGGCAGCUCUCAAGAAGUCCAAAACUCUGAUAAGCGGAGAGGUCUAUCGAGCACUAGAGGCUGUUGCUUCCGACGCCCUCUCGUUGGCGAGUAUGACAGGAAGCACUGGGAUGCAAGGUCGCCCACAGAGUCCGAUCUCUGUUGUAAGCAGCAGCGCUGCAGGGGUAGAGCGCAGAUUGAGAAGGAAAGCUGAAAGCUUGUGUCGGAGUCUGACCGAACUUUGCAUCACAUUAUCUGAAGGCAAAGCUGGGACUGAGCCUUUAGACGUACCUCAGGCAUCGCCCAGUAUCCAUUCUGAGAGCAGAGGGCAAUCUUUAGCGUCAACCAGCGAUUUCGACGUUCGCUCUGACGUUUCUGUCCCUAUGCGGCACUAUCAAGCUAAUCAAGACCUGGAUGGCCCAAGUUCGAUGCGUUCGAACCUUACAACGGGCUUAGCCCCGAUUGAUACUCGACGGCAGAGCACUAUUGCUGCGGAGGACGCCCACUUCCAAGAAUCAAUGCGCCCAAGCGUCACCCCCACACAAGCGUCGACGCCGAUUCUCAGCAGACCCAAGCGGACAACUGGUAGUCUGCUACGGCGUAGGAGGGUCGAUGAUGACAAUGGCGAUAAUCGUGCCCCUUCACGAGCCAUGACAGACCUUGGCCAGAUAACAAACAAUCACAGAGAGAACACACCGAAGGACUUCUCCUUCCGAUCAUCAUUUCCUGGUCAGCGUUCCACGAUGACAACGCAAGGCGCUCCCAACACUCCUCUACGUAGUAAUUACAUUCAUACUUCUACACCAUCAAUCAUGUCUCAGUUACCCACCAACUCAUUCCUCAGAACCGGCAGCCGAAGGCUCGUAGAUCGAUCUGCUGCUGCGUCAGAUACCGGAUCUGCGCUUCGGCGUCCGGAACGCCGUGAGCCUCAUCUGGUCACUAGCACUCCACAGUUUAGUCCCGUAGGGCGUCUUAGGGCCGGCAGCGCCGGUCCUUUCAGUGCUGUCUUUACUAAUAAAGUCCGAUCAAGCCCUGAAGACAUCCCGGGAGAUGGAAUUGAAUGAGGGCUAGACGGCACAAGGAUAGCUUUCAUGGUUUCUAAGAGGGAAACCAGCUUCUAAAUGUACAUGGACAUGGCAUGACAUUGAAUAAUGACCUUUCAUGAUCUCAGGUUCUUUUGCAUUGGCGCACAAAUUUGACAUUUUAGAAGCGUGCUCUAAGCGGAAUUGAGUUAAUGUUGUUAGCGCUUGUCGAUAUCCUU